Messenger RNA from Periconia digitata, 1685 nucleotides. Lineage: Eukaryota; Fungi; Ascomycota; Dothideomycetes; Pleosporales; Periconiaceae. The record is from the annotation of a GenBank genome assembly.
AUGGUCAACACCCGGCUUUCGCGCGCCGAGAAACGAAAAGGAAAAGAUAAAGGACCUGCGACCCAGAUUGUCGACCUGUGUUUCAACCUCGGCGGUCGCGCUUUCCGGCAGCCUGAGGAGUUCAGCACUGAAAACCCCAUCUACAUCAACGCAAAAGGACCGUCAAGCACGAUCUACAAGACCGCAUUGUCGAGAGCGCGCAAACCUACACAAGCCAAAUCGCGGGUGACGAUAUCCUUAUUCGCAGAGGAAAAGCAGGAUGAGCCACCUACGGGUCUAUUCAAGUAUCUGUUGAUCGGAUGGGUCCCUAUGAGUAUACUGGAAGAGAACAAAAGCGAGACCGGUACCAAGCGAUCAUAUGGAACUAUGGUGGGCCUCGAGCGACCUAAAGACAACGACAUCAUCGAAUACGAUCACGACGACGUCGACAACUUCCCUAUGAUGGCUGUUGUGAAGCUCAACUCCGACGAGAAUCAACUAUCAACGCGUUGUUACGUGCUCAUGCACCAAGAAGAUGGAACAUGCACAUCAUACGCCGUUUCCGCUGAUGAUGUCUUCUACAUGAGCAUGUAUCGAGAUGAGACGAGCAGCAAGAAGGACCGCAAAGGGAACUGGAAUCGCCUAGUCAACAAGUUCGCACUCCAACAAACUCCAAUUACCGGAAACCCACCCGCACUUCGACGAGCACGCGACCGGUCAAAGUCGGUGCUGCCUCCCACUACGUCUCUCGAAAAUGAGAUCAACUCGCUUCUAGCAACAUACGAGCUGACCAAGAAGCCCUGGUGUCUCGACGAGUUCAAGGAAAUCCUCGAGGACCUGAAUCCAGAUCCCGUCAACGCGCCCCCAGAGAACACUGCUCUACACGGAUUCGCAAACCUCGAAGACGAUUCGGCCUUGUUCACGCAGGCCAAGGCGCAGAACGUCAUUGACGAAAUCAGGAUCGCGUGGCCAGACACUGAAGUGGAUCCCGUACAUCUCGCUAUGCUUGGCCGGGGAAUCCAAUGCGCGGACGACACAGCACCCGACUAUAUACAUCUGCAUGCGUAUAUUCGCUAUGGCACCAACCUCAUUCAGAAGUCUAUCGCCGCUGGCGAAGUCGAUGCCAAUAUCGCCUUGCAAGUUGAAGACGGGGAAGAUAGACAGACGCAAGAAAAGGUGUUGGCUUCCAUCGCUCAAACCACCCAUGACACGAUCAGGAAUGUCUUGGGGUCCGCGAAGCUUCAGAAAGCACCUCUUUCUGACGCACAUGCAUAUCGUAAGCUUCUCGUUGCGUUGAAGGCGAAGCUGGUAGAGAUAGUAGUGGCCGACAAGGAAUUUGCACGGAUGCUGAAGGAUUCGAUCGGUGACCAAGCAAUUGGAGCCAACUACCAGGACAUCUGGGCCAAAUGUUGCGAACAGUCGGACACGGAAGGGGCUAGAGCAGCAUUCAUGGAUAUUACAAAGCUCGUUAUUGGGGCGCUGAGGGCGCACGAGGGUUAUUUGGCCAAACGGGUCAAGGAUAUCGUUGAUAUCUUGGACAAAGCUGGCAUCUAGAGCAGCUGGGACGGAGUUCAUCAUCCGCGGGCAUGCGAUACAAUGGUCACUAUCGAUUCGUUCACAUCCGACGGUGGAGACGUGCCUAAAUGGAUUUGAAGGGUAGUAAGGGAACGGUGCAUUCGCACGGAACUGGGUGGAUGAUGGAUGAU